Molecule: messenger RNA, 1389 nt
Organism: Ostrinia nubilalis (European corn borer)
Lineage: Eukaryota; Metazoa; Arthropoda; Insecta; Lepidoptera; Crambidae
Exons: 7
Coding region: 1-1389 (462 amino acids)
Source: RefSeq, a predicted model, not a curated record
AUGCCCGCUCCCUCGCCGCUGCCCGCUCGUUGCCCGCUGCCGCCCCGCUGCCGCGCCGCUGUUUUCGAGAACCGAGUGCCAGGCAUAGAGCUGGCGCCGCCGGCCAGGGCGCCGCCCGCCGAGCCGCCGCCGCCCGAGCCUGUCCCAGACCCGCCGCAACCUAUAGACAUAUCCAGCUGGGAUGAAACGACCCCCGUGCCAAGCACAAGCCAAGAAAGUGAGCCCAAGAAGAGCGUGGCCAAGAUCUGCGGACAGAAUAUAUGCCUGGACGACUCUAUACUGAAACGGAACGUAGACACAACGGACAGCGACGAGGAAUUCUUCAGCGAGUUGGACCGCGCUACCGGAUCAGUUGAGAGGCUACACAUAGACAACAACUACAAGCAGACUGUCAUGGUUGCUGACGAAGUGGCUACGGCUGCUGACAACCAGAGCGACCGUCAAGCGACCAACAUCACUGUCAUCCAAGUGUCAAACAAGCCACCCCACACCGCCAUACCAGUCCUCGGCCCAGAAACUGACAUAUUCGACUUCAACUUCACUCAAAACCCUGAAAACAACACCGAAACGUCAUUCGUGAACAUUGUCAACACUGAAGUGAACGUCAACUCUGAAAACGGCUACGGAACCGUAUUCACAGACGACUACGGCCAUUUGAGUUUGACAACAACUGUCAACUUGACAGAUGUCAAUGACAGCAGCACAGACAAAAAUGGCGUCUACGAACGACUGUGUUUAGCGUCGACGUCGAACGAAGCGGUGACGAAAUUGAAAAAGCUAGAUCGAGUGAGAAAAUCUUCGUUGCCUAAUUUAGAAACGUCUAAUUGUGACACUACGUACGAAUAUUUAUACCCUAGUCAAAGUCAAAAUCAAAAUACAAAUACAGCUGUGACAGUGAACGGUGAAACGCAGAAUCAGAAUGGGAGGGUAGAAGUGAAUUCCACGCAAAAUGGGAGGGUAGAAGUAAAUUCUGACUCUAACGGGAGGGUAGAAGUGAAUUCUAAUGUAGAUAGGAUCCAAAGUGCCGUGACUGUGGCGGGAAAUGUGAGCUUUAAUACGAGGGCAGCAAGGUCGAAUGUGGAACGGUCGCACAGUCAAAACGCGUACGAUUCGCCAAGGAGGGACAGUGUGAGACGAGUGAAUAAUCUUAGUCCGAAGAGAGAGGGGAGCAAUGACAGAGACAACUCAGAGGCAGCCAAACCAAUAUGGCGGCGCGGGUUGACAGAACUGUCAUUACUGACGCGCCUGCGUUCGCUAGCUAGGAAGAACAGUCCGCCGCCUCAUGACAGGAGCGGCGCGGCGCCGACGAAGGUGGUGCGGCGAUCGCGGCCCGAAGCACGACCCGACGCUGCCCGACGGAGGAGCAGCUCGCUUAGCAACGGUAAAUAA